CUGUCUCAUAAUCAAAAAUAGCAAAUCUAUACCUUAUUCUUUCUUUUUCCUGUUUUUACUCUCUUAUCGUCAUACAUAUUUUAUUUUCUUCUCUUCUUUUUCUUUUUCUUUCUCCCUCUUAUUUCCUUGUUUUUAACUUAUAUAAAAAAGCUAGAGCCAGCAAACAACACUUUCCCAAGAGUGAAGCUAACUUUGCAUGCAGACAAGAAAAAGAUCAUUCAAAAGUUAAAGCCAUCUAAUCUAUUUGAACUUCCAAUACUGCUGCUUCUAAGACUUGGUGGUUGGUUCUCUGUUUUUGCUUUGUUCUUUUAUAAACUCUCUGUCUAUAGAGAGUGAAAGAACUAGUAAAAGCUAAGAACUAAAGUGAGAAUUUGAAGAUAUGGAAAAAUACUCUAAUGGGCUGAGCCACCUAUUCAUGACAGUGUUUCUACAUUGCUUCUCUGCAUUCAUGGUGAUUCCAACCAUAACUGAUAUCACUAUGUCUGCCAUUUGUCCUGGAAAAGAUGAAUGCUCCAUUGCUAUAUAUCUCACUGGAAUUCAACAGGCGAUAAUAGGAUUGGGAUCACUAAUUAUAAUGCCUGUGUUGGGAAAUCUGUCAGACACUUAUGGGAGAAAAGUCAUGCUGAUGCUCCCUUUGACCCUUUCUAUAUUUCCUCUAGUGAUAUUGGCGUACAGCAGGACAAAAUACUUCUUCUAUGCUUACUAUGUGCUAAGAACUCUGGUUGCUAUGGUUUGCGAAGGAAAUGUUCACUGCCUUGCUCUUGCCUAUGUGGCUGAUGUUGUUCCAGAGAGCGGCCGUGCCUCUGUGUUUGGAAUCCUCUCAGGCAUUGCCUCAUCUGCUUUUGUCUGUGGAAAUCUCGCUACUCGCUUUCUCUCCACUGCUUCCACUUUUCAAGUUGCUGCAGCAGUGGCAGUAAUAGCUCUUGUAUACACAAGGAUGUUUCUGCCAGAGCCUUUGAUAAAAGACCACAUUUCUGCAAAAGGAACAGAGACAAUUUGUCUUUUGGAAAAAGCUCCAAAGAAAACAUUCCAAUUAUUAAAGGCACUGCCUUCUUUCAAGGAUGUGUUCUGUUUGUUAAAGAAAAGCUCCACAUUCUUACAUGCAGCUACUGUUUCUUUCUUUGUCAAUGUUGCACAAGUUGGACUUGAAUCUUCUCUUCUUUAUUUCUUGAAGGCUCAGUUUCACUUCAACAAAGACCAAUUUGCUGAUUUGAUGAUAAUUUCUGGAAUUGCAGGAUCCAUAUCACAGCUUCUUCUGAUGCCCAUAUUAGUUCCUGCUAUUGGAGAGGAGAAGCUGCUCUCUGUUGGGCUCUUUUUCAGUUGCGUUCAUAUGUUACUUUAUAGCAUUGCUUGGUCCUCAUGGGUCCCUUAUGCUAGUGCGUUGAUCUCCGUUCUGUCUAAUUUUGCGAUGCCAUGUUUGAAGAGCAUGGCCUCCAAGCAAGUUGGGCCAAAUGAGCAGGGAAAGGUUCAAGGAUGCAUCACAGGCAUAUGUUCCUUUGCGAGCGUAAUUUCCCCAUUGAUUUUCAGUCCUUUAACAGCUUUAUUUCUAUCGGAACAUGCACCCUUUCCUUUCCCAGGAUUCGGACUAGCCUGUGCUGCCUUUGCAAUAAUGGUAGCAUUCAUUGAGAGCUUCAUGAUACGUUCCACUCUUCCUGUAACCAAUUGCAGCCUAAGCUAUUCAGACUCAGCAGAGCCUUAGUCUUGCAAUUGGAGUGUAAUGGCUCUAAACCAUAAGGCCAUUUCUUUAUAGUUCAACGAUCUAUUCAACUUCAUCGACUGUGUAUCUUAUGGCAUACUGAAGUCAGCCUGAAAUUCGACAUGGAGUGAAUAUGUUGUCAAGAUCGUUAUGCUUGGCUCCUUGUCUUACAGAAAAAUCCGGAUUACUACAGCCUCCUUGG
This is a messenger RNA of Lycium ferocissimum, 1898 nucleotides long. RefSeq lists its product as uncharacterized. NCBI's taxonomy places the organism in Eukaryota, Viridiplantae, Streptophyta, Magnoliopsida, Solanales, Solanaceae. The record is from RefSeq and is a predicted model, not a curated record. Gene Ontology annotation, biological process: transmembrane transport. Gene Ontology annotation, molecular function: transmembrane transporter activity. The coding region runs from base 380 to 1699 and encodes 439 amino acids. The transcript is spliced from 14 exons.